Messenger RNA from Gasterosteus aculeatus aculeatus (three-spined stickleback), 1703 nucleotides. It is a transcript of the gene tnfaip1, whose product is annotated as tumor necrosis factor, alpha-induced protein 1 (endothelial). NCBI's taxonomy places the organism in Eukaryota, Metazoa, Chordata, Actinopteri, Perciformes, Gasterosteidae. The record is from RefSeq and is a predicted model, not a curated record. Gene Ontology annotation, molecular function: protein binding; ubiquitin-protein transferase activity. Gene Ontology annotation, biological process: negative regulation of Rho protein signal transduction; proteasome-mediated ubiquitin-dependent protein catabolic process; protein homooligomerization. Gene Ontology annotation, cellular component: Cul3-RING ubiquitin ligase complex.
AGCCUCGCAGCGCACCGCCUGUCGUAACGUCUGCAGAAGAAGAAGAAGAAAAAGAAAAAGAAAAAGAAAAAGAAAGACGGGGACAGAGUGUAACUUUUUUUCUCUUUAACGUUACGUACGUUGUCUCGAUCCUGUUGGAGAUUAUCCCCGUCGCGGCGUCAAAGUCCGGCCCGAUUAGACGGGGCGGUGUUCGGUUAUCUGACAGCGCCGUGGGGUCGGAAUGAUCUGCAGCCCUGAGGGGUUGUGGCGGCCUCAUCAGUAGCUGUCACCACGGCGGGGGACCUCCGGACCUCCGUCUGCAGGGUGGUCAUCUACCUCCAGAGGGACAUGUCCGGGGACAGCUGCCCGCCCCAGCGUCACUCCCACUCCGCCUCCCCCCUGGCCUGUCCCAAGACCAAGACCUGCAGCUACCGAGGGGCGGUGGGCCUGGGCAACAAGUACGUCCGCAUCAACGUCGGCGGCAGCCUGUUCUACACGACGCUGCAGGUGCUGACCCGGCAGAGCUGCAUGCUGAGAGCCAUGUUCAGUGGGAAGAAGGAGGUGUUCACGGAUAAAGACGGUUGGAUCCUGAUCGACCGCAGCGGGAAACACUUCAACAGCGUCCUGUGCUUCCUGCGCGACGGCACGGCCGCCUUGCCCAAAGGCCGCCAGGCGGUCCAGGAGGUGCUCGCCGAGGCCAAGUUCUACGAGGUCCAGGGCCUGGUGGAGCUCUGUCAGAGCAGCCUGCAGGGCAAUAAAGAGCUGCCCAUGUGUGUCAUUCCGCUGGUCACCUCCAGUCAGGAGGAGGAGAAGCUCAUCCAGUCCUCCACCAAGCCUGUGGUGAAGCUGGUGUACAACAGAAGCAACAACAAGUAUUCCUACACCAGCAACUCUGACGACCACCUGCUGAAGAACAUCGAGCUGUUCGACCGUCUUUCCCUCAGCUUCAACGGCCGCGUCCUCUUCAUCAAGGACGUGAUCGGGGACGAGAUCUGCUGCUGGUCCUUCUACGGCCAGGCUCGCAAGCUGGCCGAGGUCUGCUGCACCUCCAUCGUCUACGCCACGGAGAAGAAGCAGACCAAGGUGGAGUUCCCCGAAGCUCGCAUCUACGAGGAGACCCUGAACACGCUGCUGUACGAGACGAUGGCGCCGCCCGACAACCUGCUGCUGGAGGCCACGCGCCGCAGCUACACCUACUGCGGCUCCCACAGCGAGGAGGAGGAGGGUGGGGGGGGGCCUGGCGGCGCCGAGCAGCGGGAGCGCGUCCGGCGGAUCCACGUGAAGAGGUACAGCACGUACGAGGAGCGGCCACUGGGACACUGAGGCCCGAGGAGGGGACCCCCCCCAGCACCUCCAGGCCCCUGCGAUGGUGAACAUUCGCUCCCCCACGCCCCCCUUUUGAGGACUUCUCCGGAUGGCUGACGCUCCGCCGUAAUCUAUGAAUCGUUGUCAGAGCAACGAUUUGAAAUAACUAGAGAGCUGCUGUUGUUUAAUAAAUGUAAAGUAUUAGCAGAGGACAAAUCACUGAUGCACAUUAUUUCUUAUGAAAUACUGUUCCAAUCAUAGCACUUACACUCUGAAUCAGCAGCGACGCAUAUUGCAUAUUUAUGGAUUGUUUUAUAGUCACAUCGACAGGCCUGUUGUGCCACUAACGUGUUUUCAUGCAGUUCACCAUAAUGCCUUUUUUUCCAGUUUUGAAGAUAAAAGUUCUUGUUAUUCAACUA